AUGGCUAACCGAAGGAGAGCGGAAGAAGUAGUUGAUGAGGGAGUUCCUCUCGAAGGUGUGCAAGGUCUUCAAGAUGACCAAGUCCCCAUAGGCAAUCAAGAGAAUGAGGUUCCGGUGGCUCCCCCGGCCAUGACUAAUAAAGAGAUUAGGGCGGCUUUUCUAACUCUAGCCCGAGCGAUGACGGCUCAAGCUAACCGAGAUGUGGGGCCUAGGGUGAAUGCUAAUGAGAGUACGGCGGCCCCAAGGUUUAGAGACUUCGUGAGGAUGAAUCCAUCUAUCUUUUUGGGCUCUAGAAUUGGAGAAGAUCCCCAAGGGUUCUUGGAUGAGAUUUACAAAAUUGUGGAUGUUAUGGGAGUAUCUUCUAGAGAGAAAGCGGAAUUGGCUUCAUACCAAUUGAAGGAGGUGGCCCAAAUUUGGCUUGUUGUGUAUGCUCAAUUUAUUGAGGAGUCCAAGAUGACUAGGGUAAGGAAAGAUUUAAAGAGGAGUAGGUAUGAGGAUCAAGGACAACCUAGGUUUAAGAAGAGGGCUCCAAAUCAAGACUUGUCAAGUGCUCCUAAGGUUAACCAUGAAGGAGGUGGUGGUUUUCAAAUUGAUAAGCCUACUUGUUCCACUUUUGGAAAGAAGCAUUUUGGGAAGUGUCUAUCCGGCACUAGUGGUUGCUAUGGUUGUGGGAAAAAUGAUCACAAGGUGAGAGAUUGUCUUAAUAAUGCGUCUAAAGGAAGGAAUGCUAGGCAAGAUCCUUAUAGUGGUCCUAAUGUUGAUGGUCAAGCAAGGAAUCAUUUCUAUGCUCUCCAAACUAACAAGGAAGCAAAUCCGGAUGAAGGUGCCGGUAAGUCAUAA
Solanum stenotomum is the source of this 840-nucleotide messenger RNA. RefSeq lists its product as uncharacterized. The coding region runs from base 1 to 840 and encodes 279 amino acids. Gene Ontology annotation, molecular function: nucleic acid binding; zinc ion binding. The record is from RefSeq and is a predicted model, not a curated record. Lineage: Eukaryota; Viridiplantae; Streptophyta; Magnoliopsida; Solanales; Solanaceae. The transcript has 2 exons.